UAAUAUAACAUACAGACUAUUCACCCCCGGUUGCUCGUGUCAUAUCAAUUUCCACUUCGUCAUCCUAGUCUCCUCGUCUUCUUCGUCUUCCUCGUCCACUUUCUCUUCGCUUUCUCCUACCCCUUCUCCUUCUCCUUCUCCUUGUGCUCUUUCUGUUUCUUAUCUUAUCACACACACAGCACCUCAUAUUCCAUAUUCCAUAUUGACCUGUCGAAUUGUACCAACUUCUCAAGGGAUUUGGUCCAACAAUUAUCCAAUUGAGCUGUUGUGAUCUGGGUUGACGGACAAAGCUAAAGAUUCAUCACGACCAUUGUGCUUUGCUGCCAAGCGUUGAUAAGACUAACAAAGACCAAUCUCAAACCUCGUCAUUUUUAAUCUUCGAAAGCUUCUUUCCCCUUUUGCUUCGCCACAUUAAACAUUAUACAACAAACCGUCCGAGGAGUCUAUCGCAGACUUCCUUCGCGACUUCCUCGGGCUUGCGACCCUCAUACAAUGCAUUCCGUGCAAACGGGGAUUUCCAACUAUUCAUCAAACUCGAGUAGCUGAUAAUUUUAAUAUCUUCUGCGGAGCGCUGCCAACACUCCUUGGUUGAACUUUUCUUUCAGAACCGCAAAGAUGUUCACUAUUCUCCUAGAAUUAUGGCAACAUAUUGCGGCUCUCAAGCCAUCUUUUAUUUCCAAAAGCCCCCAUUUCAAUUUCAUCACUGUACAUUAUUUCUGGAUCAUUGGAAUGACACUACUCGGUUCUCUCUGUUUAUAUAUUCGAGGAGGAAUGCCUUACAUAGAUGCGCUAUUCUUCGCAAGUGGUUGUGCAACCCAAAGUGGAUUGAACACUAUCAACAUUAACACCCUCAACACAUGGCAGCAAAUUGUCCUAUAUUUAAUACCGAUAUUCACGAACCCGAUCACGAUCAAUUCCUUUGUCGUUUUCCUUCGAUUAUACUGGUUCGAAAAACGAUUCCAGCACAUUGCUGCCCAAAACAAGAGAAACCGAAGGAGCAUCGCUAAAUCAUUCUCGAGAUCGAGAACCACUGGUGCGGAUACUGCAGAUGCGGAGAAAGGUGUCAAUGGCAGAAACAUUGUUGUAAUGCAUGGCACGACAAGAGCAAAUGUUCUGCGCGACAAUCGGGAUGCUAUUGAUGACAUCCAAGCGGCAAUCGAGAAAGAAAAGGCGUUAAACAAGGCAGAUGCUGUCAAUGGUUCUGGAAGUAGUAACAUAUCAAGUACGGAGACCGCGAACGAUCCCAGUCCUACUUCACACCACACGCAAAUUAAAUUCGCCGAUCAAGUAAAGAGGAGUAAUGGGCUGGCCGACGAAGAGCUGCGAUUACCAGUUCGUCGAAGGGAUGAAGACCAUAUUGCCUUUUUAGAACGUCAGAGAAAUCCAGAAGACAGAACUAUUCUUCGAAUUCCUGGACCAAGAGAUGCGGACGCUGGUGUUGCUCCACAAACCGUUGAAGAGGAGGAGGAAGAUCCAGUCGUAAGGACAUUAUCUCGCAGAGGUUCUAUGUAUUCUCGACCGGAAAGCCAUGGUCGUGGCACUUUGAAUGGAGAGUCGCAAUGGCAAGAUCAUUAUCCCUCAAGGAAGCGUAACGUUACAAUCGAAGUUCCAACACAUCCUAAAGUUGAGCGGGCGGUGGACGAUGUGAAAGCUGCAGGCGCUACCAUGAAGGGUGUGAUGAGAUUCCGCAACAACAGAAACACUGAGGGCCCCGAAGCCACGGAUGCUCAGGGAAAUGGAAAUGGCGCAGUCAUGUCGAAAUUGAAGUCAAGAGCUCCAACAUUUCAAAGCAUCAAAACUGCUCUUACUGGCGAAAAGGAGGAUCCCACUCCUUAUUUGAGUUGGGCACCAACCAUCGGUCGUAACUCAGCCUUCGUCGAUCUCACCGAGCAACAAAGAGAAGAACUCGGUGGAAUCGAAUACAGAUCACUGAAAUCUUUGGCUUUAAUUUUGUCUUGCUAUUUCCUAGGGUUUAGUAUAUUCGCCGUUGUUUGUCUAUUGCCCUGGAUUCUUAAUAGUCGUACCUAUGGCUCAAUAGUCGAGCAAGAUGGUCAGGGCAGAGUUUGGUGGAGUAUAUUCACAGCUAGUUCUGCUUUCACGGAUCUGGGAUUUACCCUCACCCCUGACAGCAUGAUCUCUUUCAAUACUGCUAUUUGGCCACUCUUGCUGAUGUCAUUUCUCAUUAUCAUCGGCAACACGGGAUUUCCGAUCAUGCUCAGAUUCAUCAUUUGGGUCACCACAUUGUGGGUGCCCAGAAACAGUGCGGUUUGGGAGGAAUUGAGAUUUUUACUAGACCAUCCUCGUCGAUGUUUUACGCUACUUUUUCCAAGUAAGGCGACUUGGUGGCUGUUCUGGAUUCUUGUAAUAUUGAACGGGCUCGAUUUACUGUUCUUCAUUAUUCUUGAUCUUGGCAAUUCUGUUGUGACUGAUCUGCCAGUCAAUAUUCGUGUUCUCGAUGGUUGGUUCCAAGCUGCUUCCACAAGAACAGCUGGGUUUGGAGUUGUCAAUCUUGCGGAACUUCAUCCUGCCAUCCAGGUCUCUUAUCUAAUCAUGAUGUAUAUUUCUGUUCUCCCUAUUGCCAUUUCCGUUCGUCGUACGAACGUUUAUGAGGAAAAGUCACUGGGUAUUUACGGAUCGCCAACAGAGGAAAAUGAGGACGAGGGGGAGCCAUCUUACGUCGGUGCCCAUCUUCGAAGACAAUUGUCUUUCGAUUUGUGGUAUAUUUUCUUGGGCCUUUUCAUCAUUUCAAUCGCUGAAGGCAGCCGCCUCCAAGGUACUGAUCCGUCUAUUAAUAUGUUUUCUGUCUUGUUUGAGAUUGUUAGUGCCUACGGUACAGUUGGUCUGAGUCUAGGAUAUCCGGGAAUCGAUGCCUCUUUAUCUGCCGAAUUCAAUGUUGUCUCGAAACUUGUCAUUAUUGCGAUGCAAAUUCGUGGGCGUCAUCGUGGUCUUCCGUACGAGCUCGAUCGAGCCAUCUUGUUGCCAAGCGAGCAUUUAGCAGAGAAGGAAGCUCUGGAUGCAGCACAACGAGUUCACCGUCGGAAUUCCAAUGCAACAGCUGUUAGCAAUGGAACAGAUCUCGCAACUGUCAACACUGGCGUUCAAAGAGUCAAUACGGAGCGUCCAGCUCCAUCAUCGAACUUCCUUAGUAGUCUUCUUCACCCAGGCCCGACUAUUCCAAACAGCCACCGGAAUCAAGGUACGACCCAUGUUAGGCGGCACAGCAUAGCAACACCAGAAAGAGGACGAAGUGUCAGUCCAAAAGCUAGUGGCGGCAUCUUCUCCAAAUGGAACAGCUCCGAUAAACAUCAGAAUAAUGUGGAUAAGAGAAUAUCCGAAUAAUUGAGAUAACUUUGGAACGGAGAUGUGAAUCAAUUGUACAAAAAAAUAGUUGUGGGAUUAGAGCACUGGACUUUGUUUCUUUUUUAAAAGGAGGAGGCUCCGAAAAUAUGGGAUACUACUACGAUAUCAUGAUACCUUAGAUCGAAUUUGCUUUUUGGGGCAUAUGUUUUGAUGAUUAUGGAGUUGGUAUGUUGACGGGUUUAUAGAUACGUAGGCACGGGUAGCGUUGUCGUUAUUGUGUUUGGGCAUGUUGGGAAACUCAAUGGAGUGUAGCGGAGCGUGGGUAAAUGAACCCUUAAAUUGGAGGUUCGGGAUUUGGGUUAAAUCAUAUUACAUGUAACGGCAUGCAUAGGUGUUUCGGGAGUUUUCAUGGCAUAUGAUACAUGUUAGCCUGGGCUUGUGUAGAUAUGAAGAUGGCUUGGCUUUGAAUAUUAUUUACAGAUGAUUUUUGCA
Botrytis deweyae is the source of this 3792-nucleotide messenger RNA. RefSeq lists its product as uncharacterized. Gene Ontology annotation, cellular component: plasma membrane. NCBI's taxonomy places the organism in Eukaryota, Fungi, Ascomycota, Leotiomycetes, Helotiales, Sclerotiniaceae. The transcript is spliced from 3 exons. Gene Ontology annotation, molecular function: high-affinity potassium ion transmembrane transporter activity. Gene Ontology annotation, biological process: intracellular potassium ion homeostasis; potassium ion import across plasma membrane. The record is from RefSeq and is a predicted model, not a curated record. Bases 616 to 3339 code for a protein of 907 amino acids.